AUGUCUAAAUUGGGUCGUAAAAUUAUAAAUACACCCAGGGCACCAAAAUCUAUAGGACCAUACAAUCAAGGUGUAGCUGUGAAUAACACCCUAUAUAUUUCAGGCCAGUUGGGUCUUGAUCCUGACACAAUGCUUUUUGCUGGAGAUGAUGUUGAAUCACAAACUCAUCAGUCUCUUAAAAACAUCAGAGAAGUAGUUCAGUCUGCUGGUUUUACUAUGCGGGAUGUUGUUAAGACCACUUUGCUUUUAGCCGAUAUGAAUGAUUUCGGGAAAGUUAAUACGAUAUAUGCACAAUAUUUUGCAGAUCCAUAUCCAGCUCGGGCUACUUACCAAGUUGAAUGUUUACCGAAAAAUGGGAAAAUAGAAAUAGAAGCAAUAGCAGUUCGGGAGGAAUCAGGAUCUCAAGGAAAUGAAAGCUUAGAAUAA
Molecule: messenger RNA, 426 nt
Organism: Schistosoma guineensis
Lineage: Eukaryota; Metazoa; Platyhelminthes; Trematoda; Strigeidida; Schistosomatidae
Source: the annotation of a GenBank genome assembly